Messenger RNA from Daldinia childiae, 255 nucleotides. RefSeq names its product Metal homeostasis factor ATX1. Gene Ontology annotation, biological process: copper ion transport. The transcript has 2 exons. Lineage: Eukaryota; Fungi; Ascomycota; Sordariomycetes; Xylariales; Hypoxylaceae. Gene Ontology annotation, molecular function: metal ion binding; copper chaperone activity. The record is from RefSeq and is a predicted model, not a curated record. Bases 1 to 255 code for a protein of 84 amino acids. Gene Ontology annotation, cellular component: cytosol.
AUGGCCGACCAGGAGCACACUUACAAGUUCAACGUCAGCAUGAGCUGCGGCUGCUCCGGUGCCGUUAACCGCGUGCUGGGCAAGCUAGAAGGCGUUCAGAGCUACGAAGUCUCCCUCGAGAAGCAGGAAGCCCUCAUCGUAGCCAAGCCAGGCCUCGACUACGAAACCGUGCUCAAGACCAUCAAGAAGACGGGCAAGAAGGUCAACUCGGGCUUCGUCGACGGCGAGUCGCGCAGCAUCGAGGUGGCCGAGUAA